Molecule: messenger RNA, 2419 nt
Organism: Dermochelys coriacea (leatherback sea turtle)
Lineage: Eukaryota; Metazoa; Chordata; Testudines; Dermochelyidae
Gene: FBXL6
Product: F-box and leucine rich repeat protein 6
Exons: 11
Coding region: 306-2018 (570 amino acids)
Biological process (GO): SCF-dependent proteasomal ubiquitin-dependent protein catabolic process
Cellular component (GO): SCF ubiquitin ligase complex
Molecular function (GO): protein binding
Source: RefSeq, a predicted model, not a curated record
GGUUCCCCAAGGGGGUGGCCCCGCCCCGGAAGUGACGGACCCGGGAUGGCGCCGCAACAUCCGGCCUGGCGGGUCCCUGACUGAGGAGCCGGCGGCGCGCGGGGAUCCCGCUGGGGAAACCGGGUUGCAGAGAGGUGAUGUGGGUCACCUGGGGUCGAACAUCACCAUCAGAGCCGGGAACAGAACACACAUCCCGUCAUUUCGAGCGCCACGCCCUGUCCACCAGUGAACACUCGGAGGCUGGAACCGAUGAAAAAGUGCUGCCAGAUUGUCCCUGCCAGUAAACCCAGCCUAUACGAGCUACUAUGGAAGAGCCCAGGACAGCAGAGAACUUGAGAGAGGUUGGGGCUUCUUCAGAACCGUCCGGCACGGGGCAGAAUGCUUCCAAGAAGCGGGGCACUAAGGGAAGUGGGAGACCAGGACCAGGGGAUGCCAGCAAGGCCUCUAAAAAGAAGAAGGCGUUCAAGGCCCCCAGGAGAGUGGCCCCGGACUACUUUGUUCAUGAGACGGACAAUGAUAUGCUGCUGAUCAUUUCCAACAUAGGCAACGGGCAAGACCGCCCUCCCAGAAAAGUGGCAAAGAGAAAGCGCCAAGCGCCAGCAAAGAAGCAGCAGCUGCAGCGUGUCCAAAGGACCAGCGUGGCAGGAGUGAGAAAGAGAGAGAAAGGAGGGGCUCCAGCUGCAAAGGAGCCUGUGCUUGGGGGCCAGGCUGAGGAAAGCGGGGCAGCUGCUGGGGCCUCCUGGGGAGAGCACCUCCCAGUGGAAAUCCUGGUGCGGAUCUUCCAGUCUUUGGUGGCCUCUGAGGGGGCUGUGCCCUUGCUCUGCCGGGUGGCCCGUGUGUGCCGGCUGUGGUACGGGGCGGCUUCUAAUCCCAUGCUGUGGCAGAAGGUGUCAAUUGGCUUCUGCUGGGUGGAGCCUGGCAAAAAGCAGCCUCCCCAGACCGAGAAAAGAAUCCUCAGCACAAUGGAGUGGCUGGUCCUGAACAGGUUUUUACUUCUCCGGGACUUUGCUCUUUGCCACUGGAAGAGCCACGUGCCUGUUGUCCUGAAGGCCCUUGCGGAGUCCUGCCCCCUUCUCAUAUCCCUCAAGCUGUCCCACUGCAGUGGAGUGACCACCGAGUCCCUGAGUGCACUGGCUGAACGCUGCCCCCGGCUGGAAAGCUUAAACCUGCAGAAUUCCCAGGUUGACUCCUCGGCUGUGGUGAGCUUUCUGGAGGCCGCUGGCUCUCGGAUCCGGCAGCUCUGGCUGACGUACAGCAGCCGGACGAAUGCCAUUGUCGCCACGCUCUCGAGUGGUUGCUGCCUUGGGCUGCGGCUCCUGGAGGUGAACACGGAGAUCAAGCAGAGCAGCCAGCACCUUCAACUCUCAAUAGAACAGCUGCAGGUGGCCUGCCAGCAGCUGCAGGUGCUGCGUCUGCUCAAUGUGAUCUGGUCCCUGAAGCCGAGCCCUCGGUCCGCCCCCACCUCCCUGGGCUUCCCUCAGCUGGAGGAGCUGUGCCUCGCCACUACUUCUUAUUCCUUCGUCAGUGACAGCGUCCUGCAGAAGAUCCUGCAGGCCUCCACCAAGCUGCGGGUGCUGGACCUGCGGGGCUGCUUCCGCGUGACACCCAAGGGGCUGCAGGCGCUGCCGUGUCCCGAUCUAGAGCAGCUGUACCUGGGCCUAUACUGCAGCGAUAACCACCUGCUCUUGCCAUCGGAGGGCAGCCACCUGCUCACCUGGAAGUGGCACCACAGCCUGCAGGAGCUCGAUCUGGCAGGGCAGAGCUUCAGCGAGCGUGACCUGGAGCUUGCCAUGACCGCCUUCGGGCAGGGCAGUGGCCGGGCAGCCCUGCGAUCCCUCAACCUGACCGGGACCAAGGUCACUGUGAGCACUGUCAGUGCCCUGAUCAUCAGCUGUCCUGCCCUGAGCUACCUCAACCUGUCUUCCUGCCGCUACCUGCCCCGGGGCAUGAAGAAGGUGUAUCGGGGCCAGGACGACAUCCGCCAGUGCUUGAGCAAGCUGCUGGCCAGCGCUGACUAGCCGGCAGCUGCACAGGAUAUGUCGUAAUGACACCAGCACCUCCCCUCUCCAGAGACCAGCCUGAGGUCCAGACCCUGCUCCUGCACCUGGAGCAACCCCACGCACAGGCUGAGCGCCAGGCAUUGCUGUUUCACUGGGACAUUCCUGGCAGUGUGGGCAGAGCAGUGGGGCUCCAUGCCCACAGGGUGCUGGGCAGCUCACAGCCAGCACCUGGGACCUGGGCACCCACUUGGUGCUGUAGCAGCAAGCAGCCUGUUCCCCUGGGAGGAGCAGUCGUACCUGGUUCCCUGCUUCCCAUUUUGAUAGCGCCCCCUUUUUGUAUGACAUUCCUCUUGGAUUUUUCAGCGUUUGUACUGUCCAGCGCAGCGCCCAGUGCUACAGAAUAAAGGGCUGUUCCUGCA